CCCUUCUUUUCAGAGCAAUUCCUCUCUUCUUCCUCUCUCCGACCAAUUUGCAAGUGAUUCAUAUACGACCCAGAAAUUAAGCUUGAGCUACUUGACUUGGCGACAUCAUCAAUUUUGGAGCUCAAAUGGUUCUCAACUCUGCGUCAAAAUUGGAGUGUUGUGUAAAUGCAAGCAGCUUUUGGGUUUGGUUUAGCAACGUUUGAAGUCCAAGCAAGCACAGUUUUAGAUUUUUUCAAAGCAAUUCAGGAAUCUGCAAGAGAGGCAAGUAUGAGUCUUUUGUACAGUCCAACUUUCAAAUAUUCAGAUGGGGAGCUGAGAAGGAACCACCCCAUGGACUCGAAUAUUUACCAACAACAACUUCAUGAGCAGCAACAUCACCAGGAUAAUUCUGUCCUAACGCGCUAUCGCUCUCCUCCGAGCGCAUUGCUCAACAGCCUUGUUGAUGGCAGCAAUGGCAGUGAUGGUGUUGGAUGUAAGAACUAUAGGUAUCUUCGACCAUCGAGUCCCGAGGUGGAGACCAUGUUAGCAAGGUUCAUGUCUUCGUGCAAUGGCUCGGCCGAUUCCGCCUCUCAGAUGGUUUACCAAGCUGAUCAACAAGUUCAAGCUUUUCAAAAUCAUAAUUCACUGGCUGCGGGGACUAAUUUGGAUGGCUCCUUUACCGGUGUGAACUCUGUUGGAUUAGAUAAUUCGAUGAAAUCCAAACUGGGUGCAGGAAAUCGAUCCCUUCUUGUUAGGCAAAGUAGCUCUCCAGGUUUUGGUGUGAUGAGGAAUGAUCAUUUAAGCUUCUCAAACGGGCAAUCUUCAUGCUCAACACGUUUGCCUCAGGUUGCUGAAAUUGGGAAUGAAAUAAUAAAGAGUCAAGAGGAUCAAAUCUUGGCAAAUGAUGGUGAUAGCAAUCAGCACUACAUUCGCAACUUCACAACCGAUACUUGGAAUGGAUCCAGAUUCAAUAGCCUAAGCAGAGCCAGAGACGAUGAGGUUAAUGUGUUUUCAUCUUCCAAUGCAUCAGAUAUUCAGAACCCAGGCUCCGGAAACAGACCCCAUGGUUUGACUCAUCAUUUGAGUUUGCCCAGGACUUCCACUGAGAUGGCCGCUAUAGAGAAGUUCUUGCAAUUUCAAGGUUCUGUGCCUUGUAAAAUUCGAGCCAAAAGAGGCUGCGCCACUCACCCUCGAAGCAUUGCAGAGAGGGUGAGAAGAACACGUAUUAGUGAAAGGAUGAGGAAACUACAAGAGCUUUUCCCAAAUAUGGACAAGCAAACCAACACAGCAGAUAUGUUAGAAUUGGCGGUGGAGUACAUCAAAGACCUACAGAAACUGGUCCAGACGCUCACGGAUACUAAGGCGAAGUGCAUGUGUUCAAGAAAACAGAAGCAGUAUUCGAAUCAUUCUGCCUGAUUUGUUUAACUCUCUGUACAGAUAGGAUUAGGAAGAUGGCCUGCAAGUAACACAAAACAUGUGACACAGUGACUCUCUCUUUCCCAGUUUAUGCAGUAUAAUAAAAUGGUAUUAGAUUGUUGGUUUUGUAAAACCACAUUUAAAUCAUAGGAAAAGAAAAGAAAAAUCCAUUUCUUUUCUUUUCCAGAAGAUAGAUAGUAGAGCAAACGUUUCAGAUCAUUAUACUUGUAAUGCCAUUUACGGUUUUCAAUUGAGAAAUACCACAAAAUUAAGAGGCGAUCUUACCCUUUUG
Juglans regia (Persian walnut) is the source of this 1687-nucleotide messenger RNA. RefSeq names its product transcription factor bHLH130-like. Gene Ontology annotation, molecular function: protein dimerization activity; DNA-binding transcription factor activity, RNA polymerase II-specific; RNA polymerase II cis-regulatory region sequence-specific DNA binding. Gene Ontology annotation, cellular component: nucleus. Lineage: Eukaryota; Viridiplantae; Streptophyta; Magnoliopsida; Fagales; Juglandaceae. The transcript is spliced from 8 exons. Bases 166 to 1395 code for a protein of 409 amino acids. Gene Ontology annotation, biological process: regulation of transcription by RNA polymerase II. The record is from RefSeq and is a predicted model, not a curated record.